Paramuricea clavata is the source of this 1780-nucleotide messenger RNA. The record is from the annotation of a GenBank genome assembly. NCBI's taxonomy places the organism in Eukaryota, Metazoa, Cnidaria, Anthozoa, Malacalcyonacea, Plexauridae.
UUUUUCUCACAGCAACGAACUGCCAUAGGGCUAUGCUGUGAAAGACGAUUAUAUAGCUGGAAUAUUCGAGCGAUAUUCUAAUAAUUUUGCGCUUUUCUUGCGGUUUUGGAAAAUGGCAUUUCUGGCAUAGUUCGAGAGCGUACGAGAUUGCAUCCACAAAUAUCUACUUGUCAAGAUUAGGAAGUAUUAGAUAAACAGUAUCAUUUUCUUGGCGGUAUUAAAUAUCACUUUACGCGUUUGAGCAAGCCAACGCACGCUCGUGGACGCGACGAGGGAUUGAGCUACGGUGAAUAUAAACUAGGAAACAGUACAUUGUAUAGAAUAGCGUUACUAAAGAUGGAUAAAUCUAAGACAAUUCUUCGAGAAGGAUAUGUAUACCGAGAGGAAAAGCUUCAUGGACAAGCUGAAGUAUUGUAUUGUGUUUUGAAACCGAAUACCUUAUGUUUUCAUCGAAGGAAAGUCCACAAAAGACAUACUCCGCUUGGUUUACUGAAACUAGAAGAACUUGUAGUUGAUAUUAAUGACUAUACGAACGAUGAAUGCAGUGGAGAGAGUUCUGUUGAUUGUAAUCAUAAUCUCACACGGUUCCCUUGGAAAAUUGUGAACGGAGAACAACAAGUAUUUUUGUAUUGUGCAAGUUUGGAGGACAGGACCGCCUGGUUGGCGGCUAUUGAGGGAGCGAAGAAGACUUUAACUGGUGUGAUAAACUCUGAAAAUUUUAAAAGCAAUACUAAAGAAAAUUAUGGCAAUAUUAUUGAAGGGGCAAGGGAACAAAGCGAACUCGCGUCAAAGGUGAAGGGAAGUGUUGACAACCACCAACUGCUAAGCUCCAAAUCUGUUUACAAUUCCUCAGAUACCUCAUGCGAGUUGAACAAUGUCGUGAGAACGGAUAUUUCGAAGCCUAAGACGAUAACACGUAUCCGUUCUCAUUCGUUUUCCGAGGUGGAAAAGCCUAACGAUCUUAUUCUAGACAACGAACAGCAUACUCGUUACUUGAAGUCCAAGUCGGCGCCCCCUGAUAAUGGCAAACGUGCAUGCAAGACCGUAGAUAAAUUGAUACAUUCCGGACUCUGUCGGCAAUUCGUAAGGUGGAUUUGAAGAGAGACGUUAAUAUCACUAUAGACACAGUAGUUGUUACAUUAUGUAGUUAGGCUAAGGGAUAUUUGAAAUUAAUUUUGUAUUGGUUCGAUGGAUUGAUUUUGUUCAAAAAUAUUUUGGAGUGUUCUCUUUUGCCUGGUAGAAAUUGUUCCACUUUAUAUAUGAAAUUUGGCGUUUGAGCUAAAAUGCUUUCAGGAACUAAACUGCCGUGGUUUAUGUCUGAAUUAUCUGAUCAAACAUUUUGAUGUUUCCAAACGAAGCCCUGUCUCUUGUCAUCUUGACAAAAGGCCCCUCGCCCCUAAUUCAGGCACACGCCUUGCAGCUUAUAAUGUAAAAUACUACCUACACCAGAUUCCCACGUUUGAAAUAGAAUACAGAGUUUAGUUACAUCGACAGGCAGGUCAAACCAAUACAUAAAUUAAUGCUUUUAUAAUGGAUUUUUCUAGACCUUUCCAUUUUAUUGUUCUAUAGUUACAAUCGAUCAUUUAUUCAUUUGACUCGCAGUAAUCAACGCUUAAAUACCGUAAAUUAAAAGGUGUAAAGAUAUAGUUUGUAUUACAUAAAGUUGUAUCAAUUAAUAUGAAAUUGUGACAAUUCAUUCGUAUCCUAUAUAUAUCAUACUGUAUAUAGCAUAGUUUUUCCGCCGUAUUUGAAUAUAUGUAAAUAGCUGUUUAUAUUGGUU